This is a messenger RNA of Puccinia triticina, 2940 nucleotides long. RefSeq lists its product as uncharacterized. The record is from RefSeq and is a predicted model, not a curated record. The transcript has 15 exons. The coding region runs from base 1 to 2940 and encodes 979 amino acids. Lineage: Eukaryota; Fungi; Basidiomycota; Pucciniomycetes; Pucciniales; Pucciniaceae. Gene Ontology annotation, molecular function: SNARE binding; zinc ion binding. Gene Ontology annotation, biological process: intracellular protein transport; COPII-coated vesicle cargo loading; endoplasmic reticulum to Golgi vesicle-mediated transport. Gene Ontology annotation, cellular component: COPII vesicle coat; endoplasmic reticulum exit site.
AUGCAGCAAGCCCAACAGCCGAACCCAAACCAACCGCUGCCUCCAGGCUGGGCUGCUCACUGGGAUGCAGCAUCCGCACGCACCGUCUUCGUUGAAACCGCUACCGGCCGUUCCCAGCUCAAUCCACCCAUCAUGAACGCGGCCCCCCCUCAAGCUUAUCAACAGCAGCAGACACCGGGCUACCAGUAUCCUCAGCAGCAAGCCUCCAACGGUCUCGGGGGUAACAACCUCCCUCAAACACCACCCCCACCCCCAGGCCCCAGUGCUGGGGUCCAGCCACCCAAGGCCAAGCGGGUCUAUGCUGCAAACCAAGCACAAGCUUAUUAUGGCGGCGAUGGCGCUGGUCCGCCUCCGAUCGAUAAUCAGUCAUACCAGCAGGGAAACCCAGCCGCCUCAGCCCAAUUCACGCCUGCCGGCAACAGCUUCUUCACGCCUGGCCAACCUCAGAUCGGCCAGCCUCCAGCCCCUCUUCCCAAUCAGGCCUUCCAACCAACACCUUAUGACCAUCAACAACAGCAGGGCUCUCAUUAUCCUCAGCAACCUCAGUAUGCUGGCCCAGCCAACCCUCAAUCUUAUGCCGACCCAGUCGGUGACUUAUCCCAGCAGUUUCAAGGCAUGGGUAUGGGUCAGAAACCUUACUCAUUCUCAACAGUCAACCUGGUCGGCAUGGUCCCAAACCCUCAGCUGCUCCAAACCCCACCCCCCGCCAUCAGAUUGCCGCCUGGGGUCUGUAUCACUCAAAAUCCACUAGCAAACUCGGACCCAUCCUACCAACGCUGUACGAUGAACGCCAUUCCGACCUCGGAAGGCCUGCUGAAGAAAUCCAAGAUCCCACUUGCAUUGAUCAUCACACCCUACCGAUCGAUCCAGGCCGGCGAGCCCGAAGUGCCUGUGAUCACCGACACCGUCAUCGCCCGUUGUCGUCGAUGUCGGACGUACAUCAACCCUUAUGUGACCUUCAUCGAGGGCGGCACCCGAUGGAAAUGUUGUAUGUGCAACCUCAGUAACGAAGUCCCCCAGCUCUUUGAUUUCGAUCGGCAGACCAACCAGCCCGCCGAUCGGUGGCAACGAGCCGAGCUUAACCACAGCGUCGUCGAAUUUGUCGCUCCGACAGAAUACAUGGUUCGCCCUCCUCAAGCCCCGACUUAUGUCUUCUUGAUCGACGUCUCCUACGCCGCCGUCUCUUCCGGAAUGGUAGCAACCGCCGCACGGACACUAUUAGAAACCCUCGACCGAAUCCCCAACGAAGAGAGUCGCACCCGGAUCGCGAUCAUCGCCGUCGACAGCUCGUUACAUUUCUUUUCACUGACCGCAAACAGCUCAGAGCCUAGUAUGCUCGUCGUUGGCGACGUCGACGAUGUCUUCUUGCCCAUGGCUUCCGACCUUUUGGUCAACUUGACUGAGACUAGACCCGCGAUUGAGACCCUUGCCACAAAACUGAAUGACAUGUUCAAGGACUCGCAUUGUAUGGGCAACGCCAUGGGCCCAGCUCUCCAGGCAGCCUACAAGUUGAUCUCGCACAUCGGAGGGAAGAUCAUGGUUCUGAGUGCCAGUUUACCAUCGUUGGGACCGGGGGCACUGAAAGCGCGGGAAGAUCCGAAAGUGCUGGGGACGUCGAAGGAGUCGAGUCUGCUCCAAGCGGCCACGGGAUUCUACAAGAGCUUCGCCAUAGACUGUUCUCGCUCCCAAGUCUCCGUCGACAUGUGGCUCUUCUCCUCGGUCUAUGCCGACGUCGCCUCUCUGAGCUGCUUGCCCCGUUACACCGGCGGGAAUACCUACUUCUAUCCCGCCUUUAAUGCCGCUAGGGCCGAGGAUGCCCUCAAAUUUGCGCACGAAUUCGGCCAGGUCCUUGCUAGCCCAAUCGCCUUGGAGGCUGUCAUGCGCGUUCGGGCUUCCCGAGGUAUCCGUCUAUCCGCCUUCCAUGGCAAUUUCUUUGUUCGUUCCACAGAUCUUUUGGCUCUGCCAGCGGUCCCGAUGGACCAAUCGUAUGCAAUCGAGCUGCUGAUAGAGGACCCGAUCAGCAUGCCCUUCGUGGUCUUCCAGACCGGAGUGCUGCACACCACCUCUUCGGGCGAGCGACGAAUCCGGGUGAUUACAACGGCGUUGCCGACGACAAGCAGCAUUGCCGACCUCUAUGCCACUGCCGACCCUGUGGCUAUUGCCACCCUCUUGGCUAAUAAGGCCGUCGAAAGGUCCAUGCAGGCUAGAUUGGAAGACGCAAGAGACGCAGUGACUAAUAAAUUGGUCGAUAUCCUUGGAACUUACAAGGCCACAAUGACUGCCGCCGGUACUGGUCCUAGUCCCCAAUUGGUCAUCAGCGAAAACUUGAAGAUCUUACCGCUCCUACUACUAGGCUUACUGAAACAUGUGGGAUUAAGACAGUCAUCGCAGAUACCUAGUGAUGUGAGGGCUUACGCUCAAGCCUUGUUGACGACAUUGCCGUGCCAAUUACUUGUGCCGUACUUAUAUCCCACGUUGUAUUCCCUGCACAACAUGCCGAAAGAGUGUGGGACGGUGGGCGAGCAAGGCGUGAUCCUGCCCCCUCAGUUGAACGCCUCGAGCGAGAAGCUCGAACGUCAUGGCCUCUUCCUAAUCGAGGACUCGCAGAAUAUCUUCCUCUGGGUCGGCCGUGAGGCCGUGCCUCAACUAGUGACCGACGUCUUCGACCUCCCCAAUUACCAGGCGUUACGUGGCGGCAAGGCGACGCUCCCAUUACUAGAGAACCAAUUCUCUCAACGAGUCAAUGCGAUCAUCGGCAAGAUCAGAGAAUCCAGACGGGGCCCGUACUAUCCCCAUCUCUAUGUGGUCAAGGAGGACGGGGAACCGUCGCUCCGGAUCUGGGCGCUCAGCUUGCUCGUCGAAGAUCGUCAGGACGCCCUGCCUAGUUAUCACCAAUACGUCAAUGCUCUCAAGGAUAAGGUUAAUGGCGGCUCUUUUUAA